GUAUAUAUGUAUGUAUUUCCAGGGGUGACUCUGCUAUCUAUGGUUGCCGUGUCUGGGUCCAACACGCCCACGCCCACCUCCCUCGCGCCCACGCCACGCCCGACGCCCACGCCCGUCUCCACGCCCCUGGCCGGCCUAGUCCCCAGCCACGCCGUCCUGAACCAGUACCGCGCCCUCUGUGUGCAACAAAAAGACGGCGCCUUGGCGGGAGCGCUGCCCCCUGUCUUAGCCGCGGGGGGGCAGCUGGUGACCCCCCUCCCCCAGCCGCUACCCCCGGGGGAGGCCACACCGCCCCCCGCCCUCUCCGUGCUGGUUGACCGGGGGGGCGCGACGCUCCCCCUGGUGAACGGCGUGCACCCCCACACCCCCGAGGAAGCAAGAGGGGCAGGGGGUGACCAGGGGGGGCGGUGGCGGGGGGAGGAGAGCUGGGGCAGAAGGGAUGAUGAAGGAGGGGGGGAGGGCGGGGGGCGGGGGAGGCACAUUCUACCCCCCCAGGUCCCCCCACGACCCCCGGAAUCUCAUAUUUGGGGGGCGGGGGGCAGGAAGGACGCCCCCCAUGCCCCCCACGGCCCUCACACACCCCUGGGCCAGCUGCUCCCCCUGCCCCCCCUCACCCCAUCCACCCCCCCAGCCGCUCAUGAGAUCAGAACGACACACACACUGGACCCCAGGCCGCCCCCCCUGCACCCCCCGGCGUCGCCCCCCACGCCCCCCCAGGACCUGAGGACGCACCCCACUCCCAGCCUGACCCCCACUGACCUUCGGGUACACCCCCCACCCCACCAGCCCCCCCAGCCGCCCCCCACUAUCCCCUCCCUACAUAUAGUGCCUGGUAAACACCCCAUCACCCCCCUCUCCCCCCACAAGGGAAGGACACCCCAGUGGGAGGAGGAGGAGGAGGAGGAGGAGGAGGAAGAGGAGGAGGAAGAAGAGGAGGAGGAAGAGGAAGACUCGAUGACGAAGGAAGAUGAGGAGAAGGUGGAAGGAGAAACAGAAGGAAGAGGAAGAAGAGGAGAAGGAAGAGAAGAAGAAGAAAGAAGAGGAGGAGGAGGAGGAGGAGGAGGAAGAAGAGAAGAAAACUCCACCACCACCACCACCACCACCACCACCCUCAUUACCACAGGGGGGGGACCAGGGGGGGGCGCCAUCCCCGUGGGUAUUGCUGUGGCCCGCCAACGCCCCGACCCCCCGCCCCCCUCACGCCCCCCGGAGGACCCCCCAGCCAUCUCCAGGGGCACCAGCAGCUCGCCCCCCGCCCCCCUCGCCCCCCACUGGCCCCUCCCCCCCACCCCCUGCUCCCCCGCGACCCCUUUCUGGCUCACACAAAGCCAGUUCGCAGGCGUGGGCGUGGACGCGGGCGUGGGUCUGGGAUAUCAGCUGGCGCGGGACCGACUCACGGGACAUAUCUACAUCCUGCCCCACGCCCAGCCGCUUACAGAACCCGGUGGCCACGGCCUGGUGUGGGCCGCCGCGGGGUACGGCGCGGCGCCCCCCGUGGUGCUGCCGCCCCACCAGCUGCUGCUGCCGCCCCCCGAGGCGCACCACUACCGCGGGCUGCACCACCACCACCACCACCACCACGCCCCGCACCACGCGGCCGCCGCGCUGCUGCACCUGCCGCACGCCCACGCGCCGCCCAUCAAGCGGGAGGACACUCCCGCCCACGCCGCGCCGCCCACGCCCGGCGAGGAGGACCCCAAGGCGCACCCCGUCACCGUUGCGGGCGCGGCGCCCCCCGCGACGGCGGCCCCGGGCGGCGCCGUCACCCUGCGGCAGCUGGGGCCGCCGCUCCUCUACCCCCCCGCCCCCUACUACCUGCCCCAGGGGCCGCACCCCGUGCCCUUCCCCCUGCCGGCCUUCCCCCACCCCGCCCCGCGCCCCGCCGCAGCCCCGGACCUGGCAUCGCCCUGCAACGGCCUGCCUGAACUGACCGCCCCCCGGGGUUGCGGCUCCCCCGAGGCGCUGGCCAGCGAGACGCCCGCCGCGGAGCAGGGCGCGCCGCCCCCCGGGCUGCCCCAGGCCGCCGCGCUGGCCAUCAAGCAGGAAAUCAAGGAGGAGGCGCCCUCCCCCGCGGGGCCCCCCAGGGACGACGCCUGCACCCCCGGGGCGCCGCCCCCGGCCUCGCCCCCCGCUCACCACCACGCGCCCCAGCCCUCACCUGUCAAGCGGGAGAUGGUGGGGGGCUGCGGGGGCUCUCCAUGCCUGCCCCCCGCCUCCCGGCCCCCGCGGCUCCGCCCCCCGGGGCCCCGCACCUCCACCCCCGCCAAGGCUGCGCCGCCGCCCUGCCCUGGCUCCUUCACACCCCCGGGGCGGAAGUCACCCGGGCCGCGGCCCCGCCUGGGCCUGGCCUCGCCUUCCCCACCGGCGCUGUGCCCCGAGGCCGCACCAGACCAGCAGCAGCAGCCGCCCCGCUGCUGCGCCCCCCCGUCCCCGUCGCCCCAGGGCCAGCAGGAGGCCUCCCCCGCCCCGUGCCGAUUGUGCCCCGCGGGGCGGCACUGCCUGACGCCCCCGCCGUGCCUGAGCCCCGCCCCGCAGCCCCCCGCCACGCCCCCCGCCGCCGCCCUGGACCUGAGCGGCCUGGAGCUGCUGUGCCAGAGCGCCGCGGCCCACGCCCGGCCCCUGGCGCCCACCACCCCCGGCCCCGCCCCGGCGCCGGCCCCCGCCCCGGCCCCGGCCCCGGCCCCGUCCCGCCGCCACCCCCGCCACGCCGCCCUCCCCCGCCCCCAUCACCACCCCUUGCACCACCACCACCACCACCUACACCACACCCCCACCGCCCCCUCACCCCUCCCCCCCUCCCCCGCCCCGGCGCUGAGUCCCGCAUCGCCGCCGCGCCCCGCCCCGGGCAGCCCCGACCCCGGCAGCCCCGGCAGCCCCGCCAUGUCCGGCCUGCACGGCCUCAGCCUUCUGUGUGCCUUAGCGGAGCAGCGCAUCCUGGAGGAGGAGCAGGGGCGCCGCGCCCCCCCGCCGCCCAGGCCACCCACGCCCCUCUCGCCCCUCUCAUCCCUCGCCGCCGCCGCCGCCACCUCCCCCAGCGUGCCCACCGGGCCCCCGCCCCCGCCCCGACUCGCCCCAGUCUUCACCAGGGCGGCGGCGCCCCCGACCCCCCCCGCCGCCGCCACCACCACGGCCUCCCCCACCACCACCACCGCCACCACCACCAUCACCACCGCGGCGGCGGCCGUCAACACCGCCACCACGUGUGCGGUGUUCACCGCCACCAACGGCUGUCGUGCCUCCCCCGCCGCCGCCGCCCGGACCAGCAGCAGCAGGGGGGCGGCGCUGACCACCACCAUCACCGCCAGCAGCGCGCUUAGCGCCCUGGCCGCCUUCAGCCCGCCGUGCCCCGUCACGCCCGCCAAGGCAUCGGUGUGCCCCGGCACGCCCGGGCGCGCCCUGCCCUCCCCCGCCACGCCCGCCAAGGCGCCGUGCCCCGCCACGCCCGGGCGCGCGGCAGAGGCGCGGGACCACAGCCGCAGCUACAAGAGCCCGCAGAGCGAGCGCGAGGCCAAGGCCUUCAUCGCCACGCGCGCCGCGCAGCACCAGCGCGAGGCGUGCGGCGGCGGCGGCCCGGGGCGGGGCGGCGCGGGGCCGGGCGCCGCGGGGCUGGGGCGCGAUGUGAUGGACCCCGCGGAGCUGGACAUGCGCCUGCAGCUGGCGGAGCUGCAGCGACGAUACCGCGAGAAGCAGCGAGAGCUAUCCCGCCUCACGCCCCGCCGCGGGUCCGCCCCCGGGCCUGGCCCCGCCACCAGCCCCGCCGCCCCCACCACCCCCACCUCCACCGCCGCCGCCGUCACCCCCACCGCGGCCACCACGCCGCCUCGCCGCGGCCCCGGGAGGCCCCCCAAGCGGCGUCUGCACCACAAGUCCCCGCGCCCCGCGGGGCGCCGGAAGGCCGGCCGCCCCCCAGGCCGCAGCAACAGCAGCAGAAAAUCCCCCCAGAAGGAGUUAUCGCCGCCCGUGCUGGAGCGGGUGACGGAAGCCCCAACGGGGCACUGCGGGGCGGGGCGGGGCGGCACUCGGUCCAUCCUCAAACCGCCGGUGCUGACCGCCACCUUCACCACCACGCCCGCCGCCCUGCCCGCAAGCCCCGCCCACGGCCCCAAGGGGCGCGACGACUCGGGCGACGAGGCGACGGCGUCCACGGGGCGGCGGUGGUCGUGUUCCUCCGAGGACACGGCGCCGCCCACCCUGGGGCCGCCCUUCCAGUGCCCCGCCGUCGCCGCCGCCACCCCGCCGGAGCAGCGCGCCGCGUCGGGCCCCGAGGAGGCGGAGGAGGCGUGUGCGGCGCGCCGCGGCGGCGUCACGGCCGCGGCGGCCACGGCCGAGUCCUCGCCGUCAGACCUGGAGGCGGCGCCGCCGCUGUCGUCGUCGUCGUCGUCCUCGUCGUCGUCCUCCAAGAAGCGCAAGCCCGGCCGGCCCAAGAAACACUCGCCCAGCAAGGAGGACGCCACGGAGACCAUCGUGGCCAAGAAGCCCAAGGCCAUCACGCUGCACCUCCUGCACCACCACCACCACCACCACCACGCCAAGGCCAAGGUGCGCCCCACGCUGCGCCCUGAGCUCAAGGUUCGUGAAGGGGGGCAGGAGGACGAGGAGGCCCCUCCGCACCCCCACUACCCCCUGCAGCCCCCCCAGGACCACCACCACCACCACCACGGUCACCACCACCACCACAAUCAUCACCACUCCAACACCGACGCAGAGGAGGAGGAGGAGGAGAGGAAGAAUAUCAUGACCAACGGAGAAAGAGGAGAAGGAAGAGAUCGCGAUGAUAGAGGAGAAAGAGGAGGAGGAGGAGGAGGAGGAGGAGGAGGAGAAGAGAAAGGAGGAGGAGGAGGAAGAGACAGCGACAGAAGAAGAGAGAGAGAAAGAGAAGGAGACAGAGAGAGAGACAGAGAUCGCAACACCACCUCAACACCACUAUCACCACCACCACCACCGCCGCCCACACCACCAGUCACGGGGGGAGGGGGCGUGGGGGUGGUGGUGGGGGUGAGGAAGAGAGGAGGGGCGGGGGGCGUGAGGGGUCGCGGCUCCCUCACACGAAGAGCAAUGUUGAGAGACAAGGAGAAGAGAAAAAGUGCAGCAGAGAAGCAACUGACUAUGGAAGCACUCUACAGGUCCCUCAAGAAGCACUCAACCCUGGCAGCCCCUGAGCAUGACGAGUCCGAGGAUGAGAAGGAGAAGGAGGAGGAAGGAAGAGAAGAAGGAGGAGGAAGAGGGGGAAGAAGAGAAGGAAGACUAGCCACCUCUACCUCUUCUUCAAUCACCUCUUCUUCCUCUAAUCUGAUUGACUGCAGUGCCACGACUACCACUACUACUGCUACUACUACUACUUCUACUACUACUACUACUACUGCAAGUUCUGGUGUGGUAGUAAUUUCAUCACCACUUUCAUCACCAAUUUCAUCACCAUCUACCACUUCUACUACUGGUGCUACUACUACUACUACUACUACUGAUACUACUACUACUACCACUGCUACUACUACUGCGACUACUGCUUCUGAGGAUAGUCCAGAGGAGGCAUCUACUACUACUACUUCUACUAUUGCUACUACUACCCCUACUAUUACUACGACUAUGGCAGCUGUCUCGUCUACUGCAACUACUACUACUACUACUACAACUACUGCUGCUACUACUACUACUACUACAACUACUACUACAUCUGAUGCCCCCAAGUCGGUCAUUCAAUCCCCUGAGCCCAGCGUGUGUGUGGUUGAGGUUGGAGACUUGGUUGACAAGGCUCGGGUGCUGGUGCUCCAAGAUGGACUCCUCUACGCUGGCUGUGUUGUGCCGAUCACUCCACCCGACGUCUAUGGGGUGGUCAUGGAUGGAGAGAGGGGGUCACGGCCUCAUAUAUACUGCCGGGAGGAGCUGCUGGAACAUUCGUGGAAGGAGGUCAAGCCAGGCACUACAAGGUUUCUGGAGGAAGGAACAAGAGUCUGUGCUUUCUGGUCCCAGCAAUAUCGCGCCCUGUACCCUGGCUCCAUCGCCCCCUCCUCGUCGCCCGCCCAUGAAGCCAGCCAUAACUUCGUCAAUGUGGAGUUUGACGACGGAGACGCUGGCAAGAUACACGUUGAUGACAUCCGCCUCCUGCCCCCGGAGUUCCCCGUCCAUGAAUAUGACCCCAACCCCCUGAUGAGCCUCAACAGGAGGAAGAGGAGGCCCACAGGGGAGGGAGGGGACACCAGGGAGCCCCGGAGGAAGAAGUCAAGGAGCGGAGGAAAGGAGGAGGAGGAGGAGGAGGAGGAAGAGGAGGAGAAGAAGGAUAGCGCGACCAUAGCCACGAACACCACUAAUAAGAGGAAGAAGAAGAAGAAGAGGAGUAAAAAGGAGGAGGAGGAGGAGGAGGAGGAAGAGGAGGAGGAAACGGAGAAGGAGAACAAGAGAACGACGGCCAACGUGCGGAGAAGACGGAAGGAGGAAGAGGAGGAAGAAGAGGAGGAGGAGGAAGACUGUAAAGGAGGAGGAGGAGGGGAAGAGGAGGAGGAGGAGGAGGAGGAGGACAAGGUAAAUAAUGGAGAUGUGUGUGACUCCCCCUCCCCCCCCCCUAAUACAGGCGACCACCACCACCACCAUCGCCACCACCACCACCACCACCACCAUCACCACCACCACCACCAGCGCACCUCCACCACCACCACCACCACCACCACCACCAAGAGGGGCGGCCACAAGAGGAGGAGGAGGAGGAGGAGGAGCAGCACCACCACCACCAGCCGCUCCACCACCCCCCCCUCCACCCCCCUGACCCUGACCCCCACCCCCACCCCCCCGCCACCCCCCACCCCCCCGCCCUCCCCCGCCCUCAAACACAAGACCAGACGGAAACGGGUCAAGAAACAUCACCUCCAGCCCCCCCCUGACCCCCCCCACAAGCCCCCCCACACCCCCCACAUCGACCUGACCCUCCGGUUGAAGCCCCCCGGGGUUGUCCAGGGGGGGUGGGGGGCGACGACCCCCUACCAAGAGGAGGAGGAGGAGGAGGACGAGGAGGAGGGGGGUGAGUCCGCCCCCCCUACCACCCCCACCACCCCCUCCACCCCCACCACCUCGGGGGGGGAGACGGAGGGGGGGGGCAGCGACAGCGAGUACACCCCCAGGAAGGAUGUGGGCAAGGGCGGCGGAGCUAGGAGGAAAAAACGACACCCUUCCGGCAAGUCGAAAAUAGCGCCCUUCCUGCCUGAACGUCACUUGUGGAGGUGGUACGGGAAGGGCUUCAAGAGGCCCGGCGCCAAGGGCAAGGGCAAGAAGGAGUACUUCAAGGCCAUUGUCAGAGGGAAGGAGAUGAUCAAGGUCGAGGACUGCGCAGUGUUCCUGUCUGCCGGCCAGCCUGACCAGCCCUACAUAGGCCGCAUAGAACACAUGUGGCAGAGUUGGGGCGGCAACAUGGUGGUCAAGGUCAAGUGGUUCUACCACCCCCAGGAGACCAAGGGCCUGGGGCGCCGGCUGACGGAGCCCAAGGGCGCACUCUUCCAGUCCCCGCACACUGACGAGAAUGACGUGCAGACAAUCUCCCACAAGUGUGAGGUCGUGGCGCUGUCCGAGUACAGGCAGCGGCGGCGGGAGCUUGAGAGGCGCUACGGGCCCGGCCAGGAGCAGGAGGACCUGUACUACCUGGCCGGCUCCUACGACCCCAUCAGCGGACACAUUGCCAUGGAGCCGGGCGUGUCCUGAGCUGGGAGGGUGCCGAGGGGUGCCGAGGGGUGCCAGGGGGUGAUGCGGAGGUGUGGAAAUGGCUGAUGAUUUUGGGGUUGUUGUGACGGAUGUGUGUGAGAGAGAGAGAGAGAGAGAGAGAGAGAGAGAGAGAGAGAGAGAGAGAGAGAGAGAGAGAGAGAGAGAGAGAGAGAGAGAGAGAGAGAGAGAGAGAGAGAGAUUGAC
This is a messenger RNA of Eriocheir sinensis (Chinese mitten crab), 7890 nucleotides long. RefSeq lists its product as uncharacterized. The record is from RefSeq and is a predicted model, not a curated record. Lineage: Eukaryota; Metazoa; Arthropoda; Malacostraca; Decapoda; Varunidae. Bases 40 to 7686 code for a protein of 2548 amino acids. The transcript is spliced from 16 exons. Gene Ontology annotation, molecular function: chromatin binding.